CGUCUUUCUGCACAAACGCACGUGGACCUUUACGCCAGGCACAAACAACAAUAACAUGGCAAGUCACGGGCUCUCUUACGACGGCUGCAAUUUCUUCAGACAGCGGCUGGUUUUGUCGACGCUCAGCGGGAAGCAYGUGAAGAUUAAAAACAUUCGGUCUAAGGACGACGACCCGGGGCUCCGAGAUUUUGAGGCCAGCUUCAUCAGGCUUCUCGACAAAGUGACCAAUGGUUCCAGGAUAGAGAUUAACCAAACUGGUACUGUAUUAUUUUACCAGCCAGGCCUGCUGUAUGGAGGGUCUAUUGAACACGACUGUAACCCACAGCGCUCAGUCGGAUAUUAUCUAGAGGCGCUGCUCAUGCUGGCUCCUUUCAUGAAGAUGUCUCUGAAGGCAACUCUCAGGGGAGUUACUAACGACCCCACAGAUCCAACGGUCGACCUGUUGAAGUCCACGGCACUCCCUCUGAUGAAAAGGUUUGGUGUAGACGGAGAAGGUUUUGACCUGAAGGUGGUGAAGAGAGGAAUGGCGCCUGGUGGAGGUGGAGAAGUUGUUUUUACGUGUCCUGUGUGCAGGACGGUCAAGCCCCUCCAGCUUACUGAGCCUGGCAAGAUCAAGAGGAUCAGAGGUGUGGCAUAUUCGGUACGAGUUUCACCUCAGAUGGGCAACAGGAUCGUGGAAUCGGCCAGGAGCAUCCUCAACCAGUUCCUCCCAGACAUCUACAUUUACACGGACCACAUGAAAGGAGCCAACUCAGGAAAGUCUCCUGGUUUUGGUCUAACAUUGGUAGCAGAAACACUGAACGGCUGCUUCCUCGGUGCAGAAAUGUCUUCCACGCCGCAGGGGCAGGGAGACCCCAUACUGCCUGAGGACCUCGGCAAAAAUUGUGCCAAACUGCUUUUGGAAGAGGUGUAUCGGGGCGGCUGUGUGGAUUCGUCCAAUCAGAGCCUGGCGGUGCUCUUGAUGACCCUUGGACAACAGGAUGUGUCCAAGGUUCUGCUCGGACCACUCUCACCGUACACGAUCGAGUUCCUGAGACACAUUAAGGAUUUCUUCCAGCUGAUGUUCAAGAUCGAGGUCCAGAAGCCUACAGAGGACGAGAGGAAAGGCGGAGAUAAAGUUCUCCUGACAGGUGUUGGGGUUGGGUAUAGCAAUUUAAACAAAACUGUUAAAUAAAAAAAAAUUGUCUAA
Messenger RNA from Austrofundulus limnaeus, 1189 nucleotides. It is a transcript of the gene rcl1, whose product is annotated as RNA terminal phosphate cyclase-like 1. Gene Ontology annotation, cellular component: nucleolus. Gene Ontology annotation, molecular function: RNA endonuclease activity. Bases 56 to 1174 code for a protein of 372 amino acids. The transcript is spliced from 9 exons. Lineage: Eukaryota; Metazoa; Chordata; Actinopteri; Cyprinodontiformes; Rivulidae. The record is from RefSeq and is a predicted model, not a curated record. Gene Ontology annotation, biological process: ribosome biogenesis; endonucleolytic cleavage of tricistronic rRNA transcript (SSU-rRNA, 5.8S rRNA, LSU-rRNA).